AUGUUUGUAACUGUGUGCUGCUUUCACUUCUUCUAUGGUCCAAGUGUUUUGCAAGUGCCGGUAACCGAAGUAGUGUGUUGGGCGUCUUGCAGGCAUCGUCACAUAGUGCACCUAAGCCAUCUCUCCGAACCAUCGUCUUCGCGCCUACUUCCGCCUGUUCUUCCACCUCUCCCCACUUCCUCCUCCUCCAAUCUCAACUCUCAACUUUUGUUAGAGUCGAAACCAUUUACUCCCAUUAAUAGCAUGGAAUACAUCGCUAAGCACAUCCACCACCCACCACCUACCAUCUCCAUUCCGUUUCCUUUGCAGCCGUACACUUCCCUUCCAUAUCCUCUGUACGUGCCAUGUUACGCUCACCCAGACCUCCGCGGUGACGUUGGGACUUUAGACAGACAGCAGAGACUUCUUCAGCGGUUGGUUGACGACGAUGGUGUUAGCGGCAGCAGUGGAGGAGCUGACAACGGGAAGGGUAAGAAGGUGGAUGGUGCUGAAUUAGAGUGUUGUCUGCUCGACGACCUUUCCUCAAAUACGAGUCAAUGGUCGUGA
Molecule: messenger RNA, 546 nt
Organism: Hydatigera taeniaeformis
Lineage: Eukaryota; Metazoa; Platyhelminthes; Cestoda; Cyclophyllidea; Taeniidae
Source: the annotation of a GenBank genome assembly